Messenger RNA from Melitaea cinxia (Glanville fritillary), 2079 nucleotides. RefSeq lists its product as uncharacterized. The record is from RefSeq and is a predicted model, not a curated record. Lineage: Eukaryota; Metazoa; Arthropoda; Insecta; Lepidoptera; Nymphalidae. The transcript has 20 exons. Bases 1 to 2079 code for a protein of 692 amino acids.
AUGAAUGCUGAAGCUAAGAAGAAAGUUGAUGUUUUAUCAGAAGAACUGUUACCAUACAUAAUAGCAGAACAAGAGAGACGCACGACUUUAUAUAAAAGGAUAAUGACUGCUAUACAAAAUGGAGAAAAAGGAGUCACUAUAGCAGAGAUCAGGAACAAGCCACCUCUCUUAAUAAGAAAAGGACUGCUUUAUCGGUGUCCAACAAAUCGGCCACCUAAGGAACCAGACGGUUCUGGUAUACUAAUGUGUGAGGAAGAGACUGAACCAAAACAAAUCAUGUUUGACUCUUGCCUCAGCGCUGAAGAUAAGGAAUUGUAUGUCGCCGAGAGUAAAUAUUUCUUCUGUAAUCGUCAUAAAAUAGAAGGCCCGGACUUACCACGUAAUGGGUCCACGGUUAUCGGCUGUGCGCCCAUUGAAAGGACUUCACUUAAUUACACCACGAGCAAAUGUGCAUUGGAAGAUACAGAUGACGUCGUCGUUCAUUAUCGAUACUAUCCAGAUAGAACUUAUAAGUUUGUGACGGAACUGGAUCCCGAUAGAGAAGUUUGCGAUCAUUGGAAUCCUUGUCAAAUAGGGUACAUUUUUAGUCUACCUUCACCGGACCAGGCGUUACCAGCAAGUGAAUUGUGGCAUGACUACGAGGACAGUCUUGAAGAAUAUGUUCCACCCAAUGUUAAAAGUUAUACAACCACUAGAAAAAUUUCUUGUCCGGAAGGCUACACAUAUCAUUGUUUGUAUUACCGAACAGAAGAAUCAUACGUUUUAGACGAAAAAUUUUACACUGCAAACGCCAGCCGUUGCGGCCGAUAUGCAAAAUUAACAAUUCAAAUUAAGGAUUGGGCAAAUAACAAUCUUUAUAUGGACAUUUUGGCUCACUGUAUACAUAAAAUUCUUAAGUUCAAAAAAUAUACACUCGCUCCAGUGGUAAAUUUAGUAAGAAGUAAAGUAUCAGUCUCUCCUCGAUCUAUGCAAGUUCUACGCGGUCAAACACAUAACUCUACGUCUAUACCGUACCGCUGCAGACGAUGCCGGAUCGACUCCAUUCUCGUUCGAACGACUAGUAACGCCAUUUACUUGUUAGACGCAUCAAAAUAUCGUGUACGAGAUUAUAUCGACAGACAAGGAAAACGUCAGUAUAUAUUAGAAAUAGAAGUUGACGGCAAGACGCAGUUAAAUUUUGGCGAUUAUUUCGUGAAUAUGGUGAACGAGGAUGGUUUCGAGGAAAGAUUGAAAGUGUUGACAGUUACAUCACCAGAUACCGUAAUAAAAGUAAAUCAUGAAAUCGCCGCCUACGACCCUGGUAAACCCGUGGAGCAUGCUGUGAAUUAUUCGUGUGAAAACUGUGUCCUCUCUGACGUUCUUUGCAAUGGAGAGAGUUUGCUUUCAACCGACAAAGUGUCCAUUACGCAUGCUAAAAAGACAGUCACUUUUAACUUUCCUAGGUUUGAGGAUACUGAUGCCUGUGUAUACAUGGGUAUUUUUAAUGAAAGUGGAAAACUACUAACAAAAGUUUUAGCUAUCAUCGAGACUGCAAAUGUUCCACAAACGCAAGUUAUAAAUUCGCCGAACGACGGAGAACAAUUCGAGUAUGAAGUUCCCUACAGUUGUGACAAUUGUGUCGUUGAAUCGGUGUACGUAAAUGGUUUACCAUUGGAAACUUCCUACAGAAGAAAUUUCAUUGGCUCAAUAGCGUUUUAUGUCGUAUCACCGUCAGCUAUAACAAUCCGUAUAACUGAGUUUACAUCUGCCUACGAAGGAGUGUAUCAAGCGGUUUUCAAUGUAGAUGACCAAAAGAUCACAAAAACCAUUUUGGAAAUAAAAUAUGUAUCUGAAGAUAGUUCAGAAAAUGCAGUGGCAACUUCCAGUGAAGAUGAAGGUACGACUGAGACCAGUACUGCAGACUCUGGUACGACUGACACCGGUACUACUGACACCGGUACUACUGACAGCGGUACUACUGACACCGGUACUACUGACACCGGUACUACUAACACCGGUACUACUGACACCGGUACUACUGACACCGCUACGACUGCCAACGGGACUACAGUUACUGGAACCCCAACAAAAAGCGCAUAA